Molecule: messenger RNA, 2139 nt
Organism: Solanum lycopersicum (tomato)
Lineage: Eukaryota; Viridiplantae; Streptophyta; Magnoliopsida; Solanales; Solanaceae
Product: rust resistance kinase Lr10
Biological process (GO): protein phosphorylation
Molecular function (GO): ATP binding; protein kinase activity; polysaccharide binding
Source: RefSeq, a predicted model, not a curated record
UAAACACACCUGCAUUCAUAAUACUAAUAUUGAAGUCUCAAUUCUUUUCAUCACUUGGAAAGAGUAGGAAAGAAAAGAAAAAGAAUCAAGAGAGUACUAAUGUAUAUGUGUAGGGGAACCAUUCUGCUUAAAUGUUUUGCAUUAAUCAUCUUUCUGCAAACAUGCAAUGCUAGGAAAAGCAAACACUACCACUGUCCUCCUUCUGCUUGUGGCCAUAUCCGUAACAUAAGCAACCCUUUUCGCUUAAACACUGAUCCAAAAGAUUGCCGUUAUCCAGGAUAUGAAUUAACUUGUGAAGGUAACCAAACACUUAUGUGGUUAUUCUCUGUGAAGUUGCACGUUCAAGGCAUCAACUAUGAUAACAAGACAAUUCGCCUGGUAGAUCCAACUUUACAAACACAAGAUGAUCUAUGCUCUUUCAGAUCUCAGUUUAACUUCAACAAGUACUAUACUAUCAUUGACUCAUAUUAUUAUAGUUAUGAUUAUACUAAAACAUUUUUAGACCCAAUCUUCAUGUUCAACUGUCCAUUUGCUGUGAAUAAUUCCGCAUUUGUGGAAAUUAGUGGCUGCAAAUUAAGCAGAUACACUUAUUUAAAGAUUGGAGAAACGAAUGCAUCAGAAGUCAAUGAUGGAUGCAGAGUACAAUUUAUAGGCCUGACCUCAUGGCCUAAUAUUAAAGAUGCAGAGAACAACAUUUCCCUUUCUGAUUUUCAUCAAGCAAUCCUCUACGGAUUUGAGCUUCGUUAUUAUAUGUGGAGUUCUCCACAAAAAAAAAGUGAUAUUGAACAGCUUUUCUGGAUCAGUCUGUCGAUAGUUGAGUAUUUCGUAUUUAAGCGCCAGAUUUAUGGACGAAAUUGGAUAAGGACCAUUCUGUCGCUACUUCUGUAUGUCAUGGCGUAUUUUGGAAUAAAAUUUGUGAUAGGCCUUCCGUUUGUAGUUGUAUUUCUGGUGAUCAAAUUCAAAAGGAGGCAUUUGUCGAUGUAUGAUACGAUUGAAGGGUUUUUACAAUCACAAAAUAAUUUCAUGCCAAUCAGAUAUAAUUACUCCCACAUAAAGAGAAUGACAAGAGGAUUCAAAGAGAAAUUAGGUGAGGGAGGUUAUGGCAGUGUAUACAAAGGAAAGCUUCAAAGUGGAAGGGAUGUGGCAGUGAAGAUGUUAAGCAAGCCUAAAUCUGGUGGGCAAGAUUUUAUGAAUGAAGUAGCUAGCAUUGGAAGGAUUCAUCAUGUCAAUGUGGUUGGACUCGUGGGAUAUUGUGUUGAGGGAACUAAGCGUGCUCUUGUAUACGACUUCAUGCCCAAUGGAUCACUCGACAAGUAUAUUAGCAUCAGUGAAGAAGGAAGUCCUCUGUUAAGUUGGCAGAGGAAGUAUGACAUUAUUCUUGGAGUGGCUCGAGGAACUGGAUAUUUGCAUCGAGGCUGUGAUGUACAAAUUUUGCAUUUUGACAUCAAACCACACAACAUUCUUUUGGAUGAGAAUUUCAUUCCAAAGAUUUCUGACUUUGGGCUUGCAAAAUUAUAUCCACCAGGUAAUAGCAUAGUGACUCUCACAGCUGCUCGAGGAACGAUUGGCUAUGUAGCUCCAGAGUUGAUCAGCAGAAGCAUCGGGGAAAUCUCUUACAAAGCUGAUGUUUACAGCUUUGGAAUGCUGCUCAUGGAAAUGCUCGACUUGAAAAGACCUGAAGUUGCAAAUGAAGAGAAUUCCAGCCAAUAUUUUCCUUAUUAUAUUUACGAUAAGUUCAACAAGGGGAAGGAGAUUGUGGUGGAUGAAGAAGCAAAUGAUGAUGAAAAGAAGAUGGCUAGAAAGCUCGCUUUAGUUGCGUUAUGGUGCAUACAAACAAAUCCGAUACAACGCCCUUCGAUGAGUAGAGUAUUAGAAAUGCUUGAAGGUGAAGUUGAAGUGCUAGAAGUACCUCCUCAGCCUCUUCAAUCUCAACCGAUUGUUCAUCAGAUCAUGGGAAGUUCUAUGACAUUUUCUUCUGAUUCAAUGGCUUUGUUAGAAAAUACGGCUGAUAAUCUCGUUGAAGUAGACAUUUCUUCUGAUUGACCAUAGUUGAUGUAAUAUUUAUGUGAAACAAAUAGCCCAGCCAACAAUGUUUGGGACAAAGGGUGUUGUUGCAAUUGUUGUCCUAGUUUAAAAACA